This is a messenger RNA of Xyrichtys novacula (pearly razorfish), 8728 nucleotides long. The record is from the annotation of a GenBank genome assembly. Lineage: Eukaryota; Metazoa; Chordata; Actinopteri; Labriformes; Labridae.
GAAGAAGAAGAAGCAGUAGAGGAAGAAGAAGAAGAAGAAGAAGAAAGAGCAGUAGAAGAAGAAGAAAGAGCUCGAUUAUCGGAGAAUUAUCUGAAAUAUUUUCUUAUUUUGUGACUCGACGGGAGAUUUCAGGUGAGAUUCACUUUAACUUGAACAUCAAAGUUUGAUUUAUAAAGUCGUUCUUACUCCACGGUCUGAAUUUUGGUGAGUUUAAGUCAAAUAGUAACGCUAGCUCUGAGUUAGCCUCACAAGCUAACAGUAGAGGCUAAUGCAGUGAGUGUGUGUGUGGUUCUGCUGAUCCGGACUGUUCUGAUCCAGGUCCGGUUCUUGGGUGGUUCCGGAUCAGAGAUUCGGUUCCGAGUGAUGGUUCUGGUUCUGGUCCUGAUGGUUCUGGUUCUUGUCUCCUCAGCAGGUCUUCAUGAUGUCCGGUGGUCCACCGGUCCGGGUCAGUAUCGAGUCCUCCUGUGAGAAGCAGGUCCAGGAAGUGGCUUUGGAUGGAACCGAGACCUACGUCCCCCCCCUGUCCAUGUCCCAGAACCUGUCCAAGCUGGCCCAGAGGAUCGACUUCAGCCAGGAGUCCGAUUCUGAGGAGGACGGAACCGAGGGGGAACCGCGGGACCGAGACUGGGUCAAACCGGACCCUGAGGAAGAGGAAGGUAGGACCAGGAGAGAACCGGACCUCCUUCAGGUCCAGACGGUUCUUCUUAAAAACCUCAUAGACCUGGUUCUGGUCCAACACUCUGAAGACCCAGAUCUGGUUCUGGGACAGUGAACGGGUCUGUACUGAAGAACUGGACCACGUGGUUCUGUUUUAAAACCAGGAGAGUUCUGGAGAAGUCCACACAGAGGUCCAUCAGAACCGGCUCCUGAACGGUCCAGGUCUGAACGGGUUGUUAAACGUCGGUCCUGCAGAAACUGAGAAGUUCUGGAAGUCCGAUUAGAUCCAAACGACCGUCACUGAAAAUAAAAUUAAUACAAAAAAAAUAAUAAUAAUAAAAAUAAAAAAUAAAUAAAAAUAAAAAUAAUAAUGAUAAUAAUAAAAUAAAAAUAAUAACUGUAUAAUAAAAAUUAUAAUAAUGAAAAUAAUAAAAUAAUAAUACUAAUAAAAAUGAAAAUAAUGAUAACUGUAUGAUAAAAUAAUAAUAAUAAUCAUGAUAAUAAUAAAAAUGAUAAUAAAAAUAAUAAUUAUAAAAAUAAUAAUAAUUAUAAAAAUAAUAAUGAUAAUAAUAACAACAAUAAUAACCAUGACUAACUCUAAGAUCAUUAUAAACUUUAUUUUUACUCAGAGAUGAAAUAACUGAUUUUAAACAAAAUUAAACUUCGUUUAUAUGACAUAUUAAUUAAGUUUAUACAUAUAACGACGUUUAAAACUUAAUAUUAAAUUAAAAUGAAAAUUAACCCAAAGUUCUGAUCCGAUCAGACAGGUUCUGGUUCUGGUUUGUGUCAAACAGAAAUAGAACCCUUUAGACCUUUAAUUGAUUUUGACUUUAAUGACGAUGAAAUCUGAAUUUAUAGAAACUCUUGAUUGUCCUGUUGGACUGAAAACACUCGACCUUUUAGUUUCAUCUCCGAUCUUUAAUCUCUGAUCUUUAUAUUUCUGAUCUUUAAUCUCUGAUCUUUAUGUUUCCGAUCUUUAAUCCCCGAUCUUUAAUCUCUGAUCUUUAAUAUCUGAUCUUAAAUCUCUGAUCUUUAAUCUCUGAUCUUUAUAUUUCCGAUCUUUAAUCUCUGAUCUUUAAUCUCUGAUCUUUAUAUUUCCGAUCUUUAAUCUCCGAUCUUUAAUCUCUGAUCGUAAAUGUCGUCAAUAAUCCGAGAAUCUGUUUCGAUAUCAGGAUGAAGAAUAAACCGGUUCUGGUGAAGACAGACCGUUGAGACGAUCACAGAUCAGAGCUGGAUCAAACUCCUGGAUGAUCGAUGAUCUGUUGGUUUGUUCUGACAGGAACCGUGAAGUUUCAGCCGUCUCUUUGGCCCUGGGACUCGGUGCGGAACAACCUGCGCAGCGCUCUGACGGAGAUGUGCGUCCUCUACGACGUUCUGACCGUGGUGAAGGAGAAGAAGUACAUGGCCCUCGACCCCGUGUCCCAGGACGCCGCGGCCAAUAAGGUCAGCUGUCAGGACACGCCUCCAACACGUUUACUUUUCAGAUCGAUCUCGUUUCUCAUGACGGCUCGUUUCUUCAGACCCCCCAGGUGUUCCAGCUGAUCAGUAAGAAGAAGUCUCUGGGGACGGCGGCGCAGCUCCUCCUGAAAGGAGCCGAGAAACUCAGUAAGUCUGUCGCCGAGAACCAGGAGAACCGAAGACAGAGGGACUUUAACUCGGAGCUGCUGAGACUCCGAUCUCAGUGGAAACUUCGUAAAGUCGGAGACAAGAUCCUGGGAGACCUGAGCUACAGGAGCGCAGGUAAGAAGGUCCCUCACCUGGUCUCUGAUGUUUGAAGGUCCCGUCCCUGACUGUGCCGAUCUCCUGCAGGUUCCCUCUUCCCUCAUCACGGCACCUUUGAGGUGAUCAAGAACACCGACAUCGAUCUGGACAAGAAGAUCCCCGAGGACUACUGUCCCCUCGACGUCCAGAUCCCCAGUGAUCUAGAAGGAUCCGCUUACAUCAAGGUGAGACGGAGGAGAUCUGGAUCUAUGGUAGAUCCUCGUUGUCUAGACCGGGUUCACUCGUCUCGGCUGAUCGAGUUCAGACGAGUUUUUAAGGCGACAGUUUGUGUAGUCGGUCAGGGGUCUUCACAGAGACACGCUGGUCUGUGGUCUUCAGACCACCACAGCAGGGUCAGAGCUGGAGUUGAGGCCCCCCCAGUCAAAGGUCUGGACACGCCCCUGCAUUAAAUUUAGCUCCGAAAGAGACGAACAGAAAAGACUCGAGAAAAGUCCGACGACUCGUCAGGUGUGUGUGUGUGUGUGUGUGUGUGUGUGUGUGUGUCGAUCGCCCCUCCCUCUAAACCCUCCUAUCAUCAUCCAUCAUUUAAGAUUUAAUCAAAAAUAAUUUUCUAUUUUUUUUCUUUUUCACAAACUCUGAACAGGAAGAUUUUUGAAAAGCAGCUUAAGUUUAAAUAACUUAUCAAUAACUUAAUUAUUUUAGUGAUUUUUGUUUUUGUUAAAGUUUCUUUAAAAAAAGGAAAAUAAAGACAUAAAAAACAGAAUCAAAGUCCAGAUUCAGUUUAAGUUCCUGAUCCUGGUUUUAAUUUUUAUCACAGAAAAAGUUUUUUGAUUUUGUUGUUUUUCAUUCAGGAUUAUAAUCUGAGUAAUCUAGAUUAUAAUCUGACUAAUCAGGAUUAUAAUCUGAAUAAUCUGGAUUAUAAUCUGAAUAAUCUGGAUUUUAAACAGGAUUAUAAUCUGAAUAAUCUGGAUUUUAAACAGGAUUAUAAUCUGAAUAAUCUGGAUUUUAAACAGGAUUACAAUCUGAAUAAUCUGGAUUAUAAUCUGAAUAAUCUGGAUUUUAAACAGGAUUAUAAUCUGAAUAAUCUGGAUUAUAAUCUGAAUAAUCUGGAUUUUAAACAGGAUUACAAUCUGAAUAUUCUGGAUUAUAAUCUUGUUUCUGGUUCCGUCUGCAGGUCUCCAUCCAGAAACAGGCUCCUGAUAUCGGAGAUCUGGGAACCGUCAACCUGUUCAGACGAGCGUCCAAAACUAAAGCCGGUGAGCUCCAGGACCUGAUCCGGUCCGAACAGGAUCCUCUGAGCAGCUUUAAAAAAAUCCAGAAUCAAAUUUCUGUUGUUUUUUUUUUCACGUCAUCGACUGGAAUCUGAUUUGACCUUUGACCCCAGAUGGUCCGUUUGUCCUGCACAGGGACUCAGCCGUGGCACGUGAAGCUGGAAGCGGCUCAGAACGUUCUGCUCUGUAAGGAGAUCUUCGCUCAGCUGUCCAGAGAAGCGGUUCAGAUCAAAUCUGUGAUCCCUCACAUCGUGGUGAAGAACCAGAUCAUCUCACAGCCGUUUCCAGGUCAGCCGAGAAAAAACCCGAAGUCUGGGUGAUCGGACCGAGCGUCAGAACCAAAACAUGACAGAGUUUCUGUUUGUUCCUGUUCAGGUCUGCAGCUCUCCAUCUCACUGUGUCACUCCAGCGCAGAGAAGAAGAACCAGCGAGGGUCUCCUGAGAAACCCAAACCAGACGACCAUCUUUACGUUCUGGAACAUAAUCUUCACCAGAUGAUGAGAGAGGUGAAACGGACCUGCAGAUCCGGGUCGAUCAGAAUCAUAAUAAACAUCAACCAGAGAGUCAAUAAACCCAGUUUCAGCUGGUUCUGUUGGGUUCAGUGGACCGGGCCGGCUCACGAAAAAGUCGACAGUACGGAGAAAAUCAUUUCAGUGAAAAAUCGACAAAAACAUAAAAAUAUAAUUAUUAUAAUAAAUGUAAUAAAAACGAACCUGUUUUAGAGGAAAAACUCGGACAGAAGAAUCAAAGAGUUUAAAAAUGAAAAAACUUUUAAAGUUUAUUUUCACAAACUCAAAAAAAAAAACAGAUUUAUGUCCCAAAUGAAGUGGAUCAGGUCUGUGAUAAAAACGAUCAUUGAUUCCUCUGAUCAAUAACGUCACUGAUGAGAGAAACGAACGUUUUUCUGUUUCCUUCACGGUCCGAUCGGGUCAGGUUCUUCUCUGAACUUUGGUGGUUUUUUGUCUCUUUAGUUCCAUAAGCAGCAGCUGAGCUCCGUGGUCAUGCCUCAUCCCGCCAGCGCCCCCUUUGGACACAAACGGCUCCGUCUGGCCGGACCGCUGGCCUUCGAUAAAGCCGAGAUCUCGGGUCUGCAGCAGAGCGAGGGUCUGCUGGAGAAAAUCAUCAAACAGGCCAAACACAUCUUCCUCCGCAGCAGGUGAGUCUAUCAGGGUCCACUGAGUCCCACAGGAACCAGAACCAGACCCACAGGAAGAACCUUUAGAACCUGGUUCUUACUACUGCAGUUCAUUUCUGAGCACAAGGUGGCGCUUCAUUCACAGCAGAAGAACAAAAGAGUUUGGAGAUGAGAGUCAGGUCCAGAGUUCACUGAGCCGAAACGAACAGAACCAGUCGACCCGCUCAGGUGUGGUCCACCCCCCGACCCGCUCAGGUGUGGACCACCCCCCGACCCGCUCAGGUGUGGUCCACCCCCCGACCCGCUCAGGUGUGGUCCACCCCCCGACCCGCUCAGGUGUGGACCACCCCCCGACCCGCCGACCCGCUUUAAAGGUCAUCAGGAGAAAAAAGAUUCAGGAGUUUAUUUAGAAAAUUUAAGAUCAUUAAAAAAAAUAAAAACAGUUUUUAGGAUAAAAGUUAAAAAGACAAACUUCAGAGAGUGUGUGUGUGUGUGUGUGUGUGUGUGUGUGUGUGUGUGUGUGCGCGUGCGCAUCAUUCCAGAACCAGUGCACUGUGGUCUUUGUAGUUCUUCUUUGCUGGAUUGUAGUUUUUCGAGCAGGUUCAGGUCUGAGUCUAGAAACAGAUUCAGGGUCACUUUCAGAUCCUGGUCCAGGUUUCUGGUCCUGAAUCCGUCUUUCUGAUCUCCAGGUCGGCGAGGACCAUCGACAGUCUCGCCAGCCGCAUCGAGGACCCCCAGAUCCAGGCCCACUGGUCCAACAUCAACGACGUGUACGAGUCCAGCGUGAAGGUCCUGAUCACGUCUCAGGGAUACGAGCAGAUCUGCAAGUAAGGGGGGCGGGGGGCGGAGACCUGAGACCUGAGACCUGAGACCUGAGACCUGAGACCUGAGACCUCAGAUCUGAGCGCAGGAUUCAUCCUGCGAUAGGACACUCGUGAGAUUUAUGAAAGGGUUCGUUUCUGACCAAUCCCAGCGUACGUAUGAUCGGGUCAUGAUAAAUGUGGCGGCUGAAAUCGAUCGUCAUUAACAUGUUCACGCCCUUAAAUAUCUGUGGUUCAGAAGCCCCGCCCACUGAGGUCAAACAUGUUAAAUAUUACAAAGAUGUGAAAGUGGACAUCCUCACAUCUGUGGUGGAAACUAACGAGGAUUUUCUCUUUGGAAACUUUCAAACUGGAACUGAAGCAGAAAACUGUGGAUCAGGAUGAUGGUGGAGCUGAACAGGAGCUGCUGUGGAAGAGUGGACGAUGGCUGAAGUUUAAUUAAAUAAUCAAUAAGUUUCUCAUGAUGAUAAAUUAAUAUCUUAUUAAUGCCUCAUCUUUGUUUAUUGCCCUGACAGAGGGAACGCUGAUCCUGUUACUGACAGUUUUUAGUUUUAAUUUGUCGCGUCUUUGUGACGUAGAGCAGACUGAAGAGUCUGAACUAAAGUCAUUAUUAACCUCACCAAACGGUCUGUCGCUGCUCCUGAGGAACAUCUGAUGGACUUUUAUCUCUGAUUAAACAUCAAGAGAACUUUCUAACCUUCUACCUCACAUGUCAGAAUCAUGGAUACGGUCCUGUCUCCUCUCUGCACCUCCUUUGAAGAGUCUCUCCUCGUUAUUGUUCUCCGAUCAUCGUCCUCACGUUAACGAUAUAAAAACUUUAUUUAGUUAAAUUUACGUCUGAAUCUUUAAUGAAAUCUGUCUGAUUGUGCUUCAUGACAGGUUUGAGGUUUGAUUAUCAGUUAUUCUGAGAUCCACAGAGACUCUAACCUUCGUACACGAUGUCAGACCUGUGGUGACAUUUGGUCGUAGCGUACGCUCGUGUGCAGAUCGAAAUGCCGAUCAUCACGUCACAACUUACGUACGUAAGGUAUACGCAAGUUUUCUGCCGUACGCUCGUUUGAUAAAUGUGAUCCGAGUUUUUUAAAGCGGUGACUUUAUUUUCACAUUUACAACAAAAACUGCAAAGUUUCAAAGUUUCAUUAGAGGAGCUCAAGAAACGUUUGUUUUUUUGUUUUUUUGUUUGUUUGUUUGUUUGUUUGUUUGUUUGUUUGUUUGUUUGUUUGUGAUAAUCUUAGAAAAGUGAAGUAAACGUCACAAAGACUCAGUAAAGAGACGGCAGCAGCAGAGUUUCAGACGUCAUGAUCUUUGAAGAAACAGGAUGAAAUGAUCCUGUUUCUGUGACGACGUCAUGAUCUUUGUUUCCUGUGAGGACGAGAAACUCUGAGAUCAACAGAAAUCGUGGAUCUUAAACUCGCUCGCUCAGACGGCGUUCUCUCUCUCGGGGUUUGUGGGUCUCACAGUUGUCCCGCUCUUCUCUGUUCAGGUCCAUCCAGCUGCAGCUGAACAUCGGGGUCGAACAGAUCCGGGUCGUCCACAGAGACGGACGGGUCGUCACGCUCUCUCAUCAGGAGCAGGAGCUGCAGGACUUCCUCCUCUCACAGGUACGAUGACCACACCUCCACCUCUCAUGUCGUCAUCAAAACCAGGUUUACCUGAGCCCCCCUGUCCUCACAGAUGUCCCAGCAUCAAGUCCACGCGGUCCAGCAGCUCGCCAAGGUCAUGGGCUGGCACGUCCUGAGCUUCAGUAACCACGUGGGUCUGGGUCCGGUGGAGAGUAUCGGAAACGCCUCUGCUGUAACCGUCGCUUCUCCCAACGGAGAGCACGCCAUCUCAGGUGAGACGGGCCGGUUUGGGACUGAGACUUGGGGGGGAAGCCGGGUCUUUAUCACCAUGGUAACCGACUUUAAACCCAUAACCUGAUUCACUUUAACGGCGUUAGAAAAGCUUAAAUGUCCGUCCGUCCAGGUCACACGUCAGCUGAUCAAUCUGACAUCCAAUCAGGCGUGGAGUAAACCCACCUGUGAGAACAGCUGAUCAGCUGAUCGAUCUGCCACUUUAUCAUUCGUUGGUAUGUUAAGACAAAAUCAGCCAAUCACAGGGCAGCAUUUCCUGCGUUUGGGCGUGUUGACGUCCAGACGACCAAAGUCUCUGAACAUGGCCGACCCUGACGGACUCCAGAAGACCGGGGCGUUCUCGCUCAAACCUGAUUGGUUGGUUGAUCUUCGGUUUUCUUCAGUCGUCUGGUUCACCAUCAAACCACGAGCACGGCGCUAAUAUGGCGCCCUGUUGACUCAGCAGGAGUCCCGGUUUGCCUUUUCUGUGCGUCCAGCAGCGACUCGGACUCAGGGGUCCAGGUCUGACCCCCCAUGAUCGUUUUUAAUCGCUGAAACAUUUCAGGAGGGUCAGGCGAGGGUUAAAUCCUUCAAACACAAAUGUAGGAAGUCACAUGACUGAGGCGCUCAGCUCCUUCGCUGUAAUCAUGAAGUGGCGACUUGAGCGGAGGCGUGUGAAACGGCGCCACACCCAGAUUCUGAUGUUGAAAACGAGACGGGUUUGAACAAGCUGGAGGAGAAAAGAGAGUCGAGGAUCGACCUCCUCCGUGAACAGACAGACAGUUAUCGAUCACUCUGAACAGGAAGUAGAAUCAUUAUUGAUCGGGUUAUUGAUUUUCUCUCUCUUUGUGUUGACUCAGUGCGAAACGGCCCAGAGAGCGGGUGCAAAGUUCUGGUCCAGUUCCCCCGCAGUCAGACCAAAGAACUCCCGAAGAGCGACGUGAUCCAGGAGACCAAGUGGAACCACCUGAGGGGUCCGUGUAAGGAGGUCCACUGGAGCAAGAUGGAGGGGAGGAACUUUGUCUACAAGAUGGAGCUCCUCAUGGCCGCUCUGACGCCAUGUCCUUAGAGACCUGGGGGCGGGGUCAGAGACGGCGCUCCGUCCGACCGUCAGAGGAAAUCCUCCUAAAGACGUUCAACCACAAACGGACAGAACUUGAGCGGAGGGCCGACUGAACGUUUCCUCCAUCGAACAUCUUCAACAAAUUCAUGAACAGUUUCCAGUUUCAGUCAAAAUUCAGUUUUUUUAGAGAAAAUCAAACAAGAAUAAAAGUUUUUCAAUAAAACGCA